UAUGCCGGUGUUAUCCUUCCGCCUGGGCUGAUGCAGAGUGAAGAAUACAUUUUACUGAGCAGAAUAAGAAAGCUACAAAUGAAAAUGCUCGUUGUGAGAACUGUACAUUAUUUCCUCAUCUUCCUGUAGCUGCGGGGACUGGAGUCCCAGAGUGCAAGAAUACUUGAGGUCCAAGAUGACGAAGCCCAGCAUGAAAAUGCAAAGUGUCACCGACUGGCACCUGUAAAGGGUUAAAAUGAGAGCAUGGUUUUGAAGAGAACUGAAGGAUAAACUGUAGCAUGAUCAAAACAAAUGAACCAGAAAGUAAAUAUGGAUAUAUUUUCAGAUCUGCAUUAUAAACUGAUUUUUAGCCAUGGAACAUGAAACUUCCCAGUACAUGCUGAGAGACAGCGAGAAAAUUCCAGGUCUUUGCAGUUAUGGUCUUUUCAGCAAUGCUUACACCUGCCCAUCCUGUUACAUCUUCUAAUGCUCACAUUGUCUACGAGAAUGGCUACUUAAGCCUAACCACUCCUCAGCCUUUAUUUCGAGGAAGCUUGGAUCUCCCACCAAAAUACAAUCCAGUUGCCAUGACCACAACUGAGCUUACUACUUUACAAGUGAACACGUCUACAAGUCAUCCAACAAAAGAUGUGACCGAGACCUUGAGCUUACCCCUGCAGAUCAUUCUUUCUGCAAUCAUGAUAGUUAUACUUUUAUUGUCCUUUUUGGGAAACUUUGUGGUAUGUCUAAUGGUUUACCAAAAAGCCGCUAUGCGUUCUGCUAUUAACAUUUUGCUAGCAAGCCUGGCAUGUGCUGACAUGUUCCUUUCUAUAUUGAACAUGCCUUUUGCUUUGAUAACCAUUAUCACUUCAGAGUGGAUAUUUGGGGAUGUCUUCUGCAGAGUAUCUGCCAUGUUCUUCUGGUUGUUUGUAAUACAAGGUGUUGCUAUCUUGCUUAUUAUCAGCAUAGACAGAUUUCUCAUCAUUGUGCUUAAACAAGACAAAUUAAAUCCUUACCGUGCAAAGAUACUCAUCGUUAUUUCAUGGGCAUCAUCUUUUUGUAUAGCUUUUCCUCUUGCUGUUGGAAACCCACGCUUACAAGUACCAUCUAGAGCACCCCAAUGUGUCUUUGGAUACACCACAAAUACUGGAUACCAGGCUUAUGUGAUAUUAGUUGUAUUAAUUGUUUUUUUCAUCCCUUUUAUGGUGAUGCUUUAUGCCUUUAUGGGCAUAUUGAACACAAUGCGCCAUAAUGCUGUUCGUAUACAUAGCCAUCCGGACAGCAUAUGUCUCAGUCAGGCAAGCAAGUUAGGUCUUAUGAGCCUUCAGAAGCCUUUUCAAAUGAAUAUUGAUAUCAGCUUUAAAACCCGUGCCUUCACUACCAUUUUAGUUUUGUUUAUUGUCUUCAUAAUCUGCUGGGCACCUUUCACGACUUACAGCCUUGUUGCAACAUUUAACAGUCAAUUCUACAACAAGCACAAUUUCUUUGAGAUAAGUACGUGGCUGCUUUGGCUGUGCUACCUCAAAUCUGCACUAAACCCACUAAUCUACUACUGGAGGAUAAAGAAAUUCCGAGAUGCUUGCUUAGAUCUCAUGCCCAAGUACUUUAAGUUUUUACCACAGUUACCUGGUCACACAAGGAGACGCAUCCGGCCCAGUGCCAUAUAUGUUUGUGGAGAACAUAGAUCUGUAGUGUAAGAAAUAUUUGACAUUGACUGACUGCCAUGAAUCUUAUGUACAUACUAUGUUAAGAAAGUGAUGAAUACAUUUUCUGCCAGAAAGCAAUGUAAAUUCAAACAUGUUACCUCUGGGAUUUAUGGUAAAUCCAUUUAUAAGGAGAACUUUGUCAGGUUUAUGCUUACCAAGCCUGUAGUAUCUAUAAAUGUUACAGGUAUUUUGUAUGCUGCUAAAAUUGGUGGAUGUGUCUUCUCCUGAAACAAAUGUUGCUGCUUUUUGCUGUAAUAGUUGAGCCAAAAAUGUUCUGUAGAUCAGAGAUAAAGGAUAAAUCUUA
This is a messenger RNA of Bombina bombina (fire-bellied toad), 1989 nucleotides long. It is a transcript of the gene GPR63, whose product is annotated as G protein-coupled receptor 63. The transcript is spliced from 3 exons. Gene Ontology annotation, molecular function: G protein-coupled receptor activity. Lineage: Eukaryota; Metazoa; Chordata; Amphibia; Anura; Bombinatoridae. Gene Ontology annotation, cellular component: membrane. Gene Ontology annotation, biological process: G protein-coupled receptor signaling pathway. The coding region runs from base 417 to 1676 and encodes 419 amino acids. The record is from RefSeq and is a predicted model, not a curated record.